Molecule: messenger RNA, 1284 nt
Organism: Trichobilharzia szidati
Lineage: Eukaryota; Metazoa; Platyhelminthes; Trematoda; Strigeidida; Schistosomatidae
Source: the annotation of a GenBank genome assembly
AUUAGAGCAAUAAAAUUAUUUCAUAGAAUACAAUUGGUAAAUUACCAAUAGAAUUAUUCAUAUAGUAGAAUUGUUUAUCUUAUAUACAUAUAUAUAUAUAUCAUUAGGAACCAUAGAGGUUUAAAAUUAAAUUUAUAGGCAGUUGAACUUUUCAAUAUUAAAUUAACAACUAACUGUACUUAAGUUUUGAAUAUUCGACAUUUUACUUCACAUUGUGACAAGUGAAAAUCUGUGAAAUCUUUAAUAUCAAUAUGAAUACAAUGAUACAAACUCUAAUUAUCUGGAUGUUUGCUGUUAUUACACCAACAAUAUGUGGUGAAGUCAGUGAUCCGUUUGUACUAUCAACUAAUGUUGAAAGUGCAUUGAAUGAUCAAAUUCUAGCAGAAUAUGAAGCAUUCUACAUCUACGAACAUAUGGCUUCCUAUUUUUCUAGACCUGAUGUUGGAUUAUCUGGUUUUGCUAAAUUUUUCCGUAAUUCAGCUAAUGAAGAAAUAGAACACGCAAGAAAAUUCAGUGAAUUUAUAAACAAGCGUAAUUCAAAAGUUAUUCUAAAAAAUAUACUACUUCCAUCGGAUGGUGUCCCAAUGGACUUCAAGAAUAUUCAUGAAGCAAUUGAUCUAGCAAUAGAUAAAGAAUUAUAUGUCAGUACACAAAUUGUUGAAUUACAUAAAUUAGCAUCAAAAAUGAAUGAUGCUACUACCCAAGACUUUUUGGAUGAAUUCCUUCAAGAACAAGUUGAUUCUGUUAGUAAGUUAAGAGAAAUGAGAUCUAGACUACGAUUGGAUGCUAGCGCAGUUUAUCUAAUGGAUAAGGAACUUCGUUAAAUAAUUAUACUGGAAUCAUUGAUGAUUAAUUCUUGCUUACUUCUCUCAUAUUUUGUUUGUUUGUUGCUUUUUUUGUUAAUUUUUCUAAACAUCCAUUUUUUCCUUACAGUUCUCUUCUUUUUGUGAGCGUUUCUCCAAUUAUUUCAAACUGUUGUAAACGAUUAUCAUUUAUUUUCUAAAAGCAACAGCCAAAAAUAUGAAGUUUAGUUUAGGUUUUAUGACCAUCCUCAACAAUAGAACUGAUUCAAUUCUACUAUGUUUAUUAUUUAUUUAUGAAUAAGUAUGGUUAGUGUGAUUUGUUAACUCUCUACUCUCUCUCUCUCUCUAUCAAAUUGAUUAACUCAACUGACAUCUCUAUUUUCUUAUUGUUAUUUCCUCAUCACAAAUGUAACAAAUAAUAAUUAAGAGACAAUGUGUUUUCUAUUCAGUAAAUAAUAAAAUAAUAUUUCAUUUAUGUUCA